Molecule: messenger RNA, 1843 nt
Organism: Myripristis murdjan (pinecone soldierfish)
Lineage: Eukaryota; Metazoa; Chordata; Actinopteri; Holocentriformes; Holocentridae
Gene: fam167b
Product: family with sequence similarity 167 member B
Exons: 2
Coding region: 51-683 (210 amino acids)
Source: RefSeq, a predicted model, not a curated record
GAUCUGCAGCGCUCCAAACGCCAAGUUUCCAAUCCAACAGGCGCACUUUAAUGUGCCAGGUCUUUUCAGUGCAGCCUCGUUCAUUUCAAACUUUCCUCGCGGCACCAAUGGAUUUUAAAGAGUUUGGAGGAGAUGACCUGACCGAGGCAGACACUGAGGAUCUGGACAGCGUGAAAGCACUCACAGAGAAGCUGAAGUUACAGACGCGCAGACCGUCCUAUUUUGAGUGGCAGGAGCGGCUCCAGAGCGGACCGUGGAAGGAGGGCUCAGCGGACAGCUCCACACUAAAUCCAGACUCGGAGGGACCGGUCGUAAACACGCCCGUCAUUUUGAGAGAUGACAAUUCCGAGCUCGUCGUGCGCAACAUCUGUGGUUUUGAUACCAUCGAUGAUGCUUUGGAGUUUCUCAGGAAAGAGCUUAGAGAGAUGCAGGUUCAAGACAACCGUCUGGCCCGCCAGCUGAUCCGUCUGCGGGGGGAGAUCCACCGGCUGAAAGUGGAGCAGGUGUGCCACCGCCACAAGGAGAUGCUUGACGACGCCACAUAUGAGCUGGAAGAGUGCGGCGAGGAGUCAGAUCUACUCUGCGACAUCCCCAUGAAGGCCGCUUUCGCUCUGUCCACCCCUCUCAAGCAUCUGGGCCUCACCAAGAUGAACAUCAACUCCAGACGAUUCUCACUGUGUUAAAACCACCAUCCUUAUUUAUCUCCCCGAGGACAAUUCUGUCUCUGAGUGUGCCUAGGUGCACUAAUAAGGCUUGCUCUCACUUCAGGAUGUGGUUCAGCGACAGAGGGAAGAAUGGCUGCCAGCAAUUGGUGCAAUGGUGAGAAAAGAAGAUGGCUCCUUUGAUGUGUACCUUGGCUUACCGUGCAUGAGGAAGCCUCUGCGUUCAGCCCUGUAGGGGCACACACCCACAACACGGAAGCACCUUUCUGCUGAACCUCCUGAGCUUCAGCUGCUCCGCCGUUAUCUUUCUUUAGCCCACUGCAGUCAGAUUCAGAGUUAGAUAGAGCCCGGAGGAUAGAUCAUCUUGGUUUUUUUCAUUACACACUUGGCAUUUGCUGUUGCACAACUAAAAUUAAAAAAGGAUAUGUGCUCAGAAAGUGCAAAACAAUUGUGAAGAAAGUAUUACUCUCUUGCUGACAGACAGGCGGAGAAGUAGGAAAAUGUUUGCAGGCUUCAGGAUGCAGGACAGUCUCCAUGGUGCCAUCACAGAGGGAGAUAUUUUUUCAUGUAGCUAGAUAACAUGAGAUCAGAUGUUACUGGGGAAAACACAAUAUCUGAAAGUUUUUUUCAGGAGUUGACUGACAGGCCUGAGGAAAGCGAUCCUGUUCGGAUUCUGUUUAGUUUGGUCUGGUACGGUCCCAAACAGCAGCCUUACAGGAAGUGUGGGAGGUCUCACUCCAACAUUCUCACACCUCUUCUUCACAAACCAAAAAUAACAGAGAUCUUCAUAGGGUCACUGCUGGAAUGACAGGACCUGGCAGGAGAGCAUCCCACAUGUUUUUGCUUUCCAUUACAAUGUCCAGAUGCUGUCAAGUACUGAAUAUAGACUGUAUAGAUUAGCCGCUGCAUUGUAUUGCUCAGUGGGCAGCAUGUAUACUUGGUGAGAGAUGGUAAUGGUUGUUGAGUUUUAUGACAAAAAUCAAUUGGUUAAAUGAUUCUACUGUAAUAUGGAUGUACUUAUUGAUCAAACUGUACAACAAAAAUGUUGUUAGACUGUUAUAUUCUUUUGCGCAAACAAAUGCCAGUUUAAAGAGAUUUCCAUGUCAUGUCACUUCUAUUUUUAUUAGUCUGUACAUAUGAAGAAGUUUAAGUUGCUGUUUAUUAAAAAUUAAACGGUUGCC